AUAAAUUUAUGGAAACCACUCAAAUUUAACUAUUGGGUUAUCCAAAGAAGAUCACAACUGCAGGGAUGAUGCAAUAUCACACAAUAUUUCUCAUAGCAGUUGCGACUGGAUUAGCAAAAGGGCAAGAUCACGUGACAUGCAAUCGCACUUACAACAAGAUUGGGUGCUUCGAAGAGAAGAGCAUCGUAACUACAUUAUUGGUUAAUGAUCGGGAAAGUGGCAGCGACAAGUCACAAGGACAUACCAUAGAUUGGACAAAUAUCGACAAGUAUCUCCAUAGCUUAGCAUGCCGAUGUAAAGUAGAGGCAGAAAAGCACGGCUUCAAGUAUUUCGGAAUAAGAUAUUUUGGAGAAUGCUAUGGAGGCAAUGCAGGGACAAUUGACAAUGCAAGAAGCUCAAGCAGGUGUUUCCAAGGUGCGCAUUAUGGCCCGUGCAAUGAUGAAGUUGAAGCUGAAUGUGGGGGCCAAGCCUUGGCAGAUUAUGUGUAUUCGUUGAAAAAAAGCGGAGAAGAAGAUAUCGACGGUGGUUAUAGCGAAUGGACCCAGUGGUCCCGGUGUUCACAAGAAUGUGGAGGAGGAAAGAUGUUCCGAUCACGAGCAUGCGAUAACCCGGAGCCAAAAGGCCAGGGCAAAGAUUGUUUUCAACUUGGGAACGACACCGAGUCUGCCAAUUGCGGAACAGCUCCGUGUCCAGUGGAUGGUGGAUUCACAGAAUGGAGCCUCUUUGGAGCCUGCAGUAAGACAUGCGGAGGAGGAAUCAUGACAAGGACACGUAACUGUACCAAUCCCGAGCCAGCCAACGGAGGAAAGGACUGCGAUGGAGCUACGGUGGAGAACAAAGCAUGUAACGAGCAAGCAUGUCCAGUUAACGGAGGAUUUUCAGAAUGGUCCGAUUUCGGGUCAUGUUCUGUGACGUGCGGUACUGGAAUUCAUCGCCGAGAACGAUCUUGCAACAACCCACCCCCUUCAAAUGGUGGGCUUGAUUGCACUGGACCAUACAUAGAGACAAAAGAAUGUGAUGCCGGUGGAUGUCCAAUUAACGGGGGAUAUGGAGAAUGGAAGGCAGUAGGAGAAUGCUCUAAACUCUGUGGAGAAGGAGAACAAACAUUUCAGCGAGAAUGCGACAACCCAAUGCCUCAAAAUGGUGGCGCAAACUGCUUUUCAAUUGGACCUGCAGAAGAAAAACGAGUCUGCAAUACACACCCAUGUCCGAUUGACGGCGGAUUCUCUGAAUGGUCUCGGUUUAGCAACUGCAGUGUUUUAUGUGGCAUUGGCUUCAAGUACAGAAGCAGACAGUGCAAUAACCCCGCCCCUGAGAACGGUGGCAAAGACUGUGAAGGAGAGCUUACUGAAGCAGCCGAGUGCAAUCCCAUCCAUUGCAAAGGCAAUCUGGCAUAUCACAAGUCAACAAAACAAUCCUCGACCUUAUAUGGUGGGGAUCCAUCGCGAGCCACUGAUGGCAUCAAAACCGCAAACUUCGGGAAUAACUCGUGUACCCUUACAAGGAGGGAAAUAGUGCCAUGGUGGAGAGUGGAUUUGGGUGCACGUCAUCGAAUUGGAAACAUCAGAAUCACAAACAGAGGUGACUGUUGUGCCAGCAGACUUAAAAGGAUUGACAUCAGAGUGAACGAUGCUGACAAUCUGGAUGGAGAGUUAUGCACACAUUACCCAGGAACCUUUGGUGCUGGUGAAACGAAGACCUUGUACUGCAGCACUCCUUUAACAGGCCAGUACGUCUACGUAUGGCUGAAAGGAGAAGACCAUUUAACCCUCUGCGAAGUCGAAGUUUUCUCACCUGACCCAACUAAUCUCGCUCGUGGAAAACCAAGCAAGCAAUCGUCAACAGCAAUCGGCGGGCCAUCUUCAGGAGCCGUCGAUGGCAAUAAGGACAGUAAUUUUAGACACGGGUCGUGCACGCAAACGCUGAAAGAGCACAAUCCUUGGUGGAGGGUUGAUCUUGGUGCCACAGAGCCGGUGGGUGAAAUUGCAAUAACAAACAGAGGCGAUUGUUGCUCAGACAAGCUUCGCAAUGUAGAAAUAAGAGUUGGUAACAACACAGAAGGGCCAUCCAAAAACCAAAUGUGCAUUUACAACCAUGGAGCUGUAGGAAGUGGAGAAAGAAGAACGUUUUACUGUGAAAAUGUAAUCACUGGAAGAUUUGUUUACAUUACACUGAGGGCAGAAGAGCAAUUGACUUUAUGCGAAGUUGAAGUUUUCAAAGCUAAUCUUGAAAAUUAUGCAAGAGGAAAACCAACUCGCCAGUCAUCUACAAGUCAUAGUGGGUCAUCGGAAAGAGCAGUUGAUGGCAACCCGCAUUCAAACUACGGAGGAGGGUCGUGUACACACACUAAUAGAGAGCCUGGAGCCUGGUGGCGAGUGGACCUUCUCGCUUCGAAAACAGUAGGCAAGAUUGCUAUUGUAAACAGAGCAGACUGUUGUUCGAAGCGUCUGAAACAGGUUGAAAUCAGAGUUGGGGAGACAGACUCACCAGAUAAGAACACGCUAUGCCACUACCACGAGCUACCAUUUUUACCAGGGAUCAAAACCUUUAUCCACUGCUCAAAACCAACUAAUGGGAGAUAUGUUUUUAUAAAGCUGAAAGGAAGUGACCAUUUAACGCUAUGUGAAGUCGAAGUCUACGCUUUGAAACCAGGCGAGAAGGUUGAUGGUGGUUUGACUCCAUGGUCAGAAUUUAGUGCUUGCAGUGCUAGUUGCGGUGGGGGUGCUCAAUAUAGUACAAGAAGUUGCACCAACCCCUACCCCGCAAAUGGGGGCAUUAGUUGCGUUGGAGAUACACGGAGGUCCAGCGCUUGCAAUACCCACAGCUGCCCAGUAAAUGGUGGACUUUCCGAAUGGUCUUCUUGGGGUAAAUGCAACGCACAAUGCGGAGCAGGACAGCAGUACAGAACACGGUCAUGUAAUAACCCAUCUCCAAGCCAUGGGGGAUUCCCAUGUAGAGGAGUUAGAAAGCAGCCCAGACCAUGUCAGUCUCGUCCCUGCCCAGUGGAUGGCGGGUAUGGUCCUUGGACGCGUUAUAAGCAGUGUAGCGUUACAUGCGGUCUCGGGUUCCAAGUGCGUACUCGCGAAUGUAACAACCCAAAACCUGCGCAUGGAGGAAAGAGCUGCAAAAGACUGGGAACGACUUUUGAAAUGAAAUAUUGCAGAAGGCCUAGAUGCCCAAUGCCAGUUUCACCACCCUUUUAUCACCGCGUUUGUGAGCAUGGCACACUGAACAUCGCAUGUCCUGUUGGCAGCAACAUUCGAAUAAUGCGUGCAUUGUACGGACGAACAACAAGAGCAUACUGCAAGCGUGGCUGGUGGACCAGUUUUUACCACAGAAACUGUAGAGCGAGAAGAUCGAAUAGGAUAGUGAAAAGCCGGUGCAACAGGAAGAGAGCAUGCUCAGUUCCAGCUAAGAACUGGCUUUUUGGUGACCCAUGUUUUGGUACAUUCAAGUACCUUGAAGUUGUAUACAGAUGCUUUGGAACCUCUGCACCACAUUUCAAUGUGAGGCUAUGCGAGCACAUGAACAAAGUGAUAUCUUGCCCAUUUGGACGGCGAUUGAAAAUAGAUUAUGCCAUGUAUGGGCGUCUGAGCCGUCGACACUGCUCAACGUACGCUCCCAACUUAAUCACUAACUGCAGCGCAACAAGUAGCCUUGUGAAAACAAAGGCAAUGUGUGAUGGUAGAACGUGGUGCGUUCUAAGUGCAAGGAACGGCGUCUACGGUGAUCCAUGCGUCGGAGUCUACAAAUACCUGAACGUUCGCUACCGAUGUAUCUGAUUGCAGCAAUGCCCAAAUGACGUUAACAUUAUAAUUAACAGUUUGCAUAUUUUUAAUUAAAACACUAAGGUUCAAUGAUAAUUCUAAUGGUUAACAAACAUUGGGGUGAUUUUGUAAAUGAUUGGUUAAUAAGUCAAGCUACUGUAAUUACCACGAUUUAAUAAAAGCAUAAUCAACAAAUUA
Molecule: messenger RNA, 3965 nt
Organism: Rhopilema esculentum
Lineage: Eukaryota; Metazoa; Cnidaria; Scyphozoa; Rhizostomeae; Rhizostomatidae
Source: RefSeq, a predicted model, not a curated record